AUGCAAAAGUAUCAUACUAGUGAUUCUGAGCAUGGGGAUGAAAAAGAGGGAAAUGCUCCUGUUAAGGGGAAAUUGGAUGAGGAGAUGCAGAAUGCUGAUGACGUUGCUGAAGACAUAUCUGAAGAUGGCUCUCCAACAAUUGUAAAGCCAAGCACUGAUAGUCCAGAUGACAAAGAAGAAGAUGAUCAUUCUAUGUCCAACCUUCAUACGAAGCCUGCUGAGGACGAAGAUGAGGAACAAAAUAAUGAACCAGAGAAUGAGCAAAACAAAGACAUGCCCAAGACUAAACCAACUUUUGAUGCUUCCAAAAGGACCAUAGAACCUUCGAUUGGAAACAUUGUUGCCCUCUCUUUAGAAGAGCUUAAAGCGCUGAAAAAGAGAAAAUCAGUGGAAUACCUAAAGGCCAUUAUCAGUUCAAGGGGUAGUUCUACUGAGAAAAGCCCUAGUACUCCAACAGUGUAA
Molecule: messenger RNA, 462 nt
Organism: Lathyrus oleraceus (garden pea)
Lineage: Eukaryota; Viridiplantae; Streptophyta; Magnoliopsida; Fabales; Fabaceae
Product: protein BFR2-like
Exons: 1
Coding region: 1-462 (153 amino acids)
Source: RefSeq, a predicted model, not a curated record